CUGCGCAUGCGCGGCUGUCACCCAUCAGUGCCAGUCAGUGCCACCUAUCAAUGCCAAUCAGUGCCACCUACAGUCAGUGCUGCCAAUCAGUGCCACCUAUCAGUGCCAGUCAGUGCUGCCUAUCAGUGCCAGUCAGUGCUGCCUAUCAGUGCGCAUCAGUGCCGCCUAUCAGUGCCUGUCAGUGCCGCCUAACAGUGCCAGCCAGUGCCGCCUAUCAGUGCCAGUCAAUGCCGCCUAUUAGUGCCAGUAAAUGCCGCCUAUUAGUGCCAGUCAGUGCCGCCUAUCAG
Messenger RNA from Staurois parvus, 287 nucleotides. NCBI's taxonomy places the organism in Eukaryota, Metazoa, Chordata, Amphibia, Anura, Ranidae. The record is from the annotation of a GenBank genome assembly.